Molecule: messenger RNA, 459 nt
Organism: Micromonas pusilla CCMP1545
Lineage: Eukaryota; Viridiplantae; Chlorophyta; Mamiellophyceae; Mamiellales; Mamiellaceae
Exons: 1
Coding region: 1-459 (152 amino acids)
Source: RefSeq, a predicted model, not a curated record
AUGUACGGCGCCGGGCUCACGGCGUACGCCACGCUCGGGUACGGGCUCGCGUCCGGCCUCAGCGCCGGCCUCGGCGUCGCGGGAAGUCUCGCGUACUUGAUCCUUCUCGGGCGCUACGUCGACUCGCUGAAGGAGAAGGAAGAUGACGAGGAGGACUACUACGCGGUGAACUUGGUGUACGAGCCGGUCACGGACGUCGGCGCGAUGCUCGGCGGCGCGUUCGGUAAGGUUGGCGCGGUGUACUCGCAGGCGCUGCUUCAGAAGCGGUUGCUCGUGCCGGUGUUCCUCGUCGUUUUCGCGACGACGUUUAAUAAGCUCGACGCGCCGUUCGACUUCAACUACGGGCCGGUGUUGUUGGGGUUUUUGACGUACAAGGCUGCGGUUUUGACGAAAGUUUACGAGGACUUAAAGCCGGCGCUGAUCUCCGCGCUGAAGGGGGAGGACGGCGACGACGAGUGA